Lontra canadensis (Northern American river otter) is the source of this 1820-nucleotide messenger RNA. RefSeq names its product chromosome unknown C3orf38 homolog (gene CUNH3orf38). The record is from RefSeq and is a predicted model, not a curated record. NCBI's taxonomy places the organism in Eukaryota, Metazoa, Chordata, Mammalia, Carnivora, Mustelidae. The coding region runs from base 31 to 1077 and encodes 348 amino acids. The transcript has 3 exons.
CUCCCCCCCAACCCCCUUUUGGGGUUCAAGAUGUCGGGGCUCAGCGCUCCGGAGACGGAGGGUUGUCGUAACCUGCUCGGCCUACUAGACAACGAUGAUAUCAUGGCCCUGUGCGACACUAUCACCAACCGCCUGGUGCAGCCUGAGGACCGCCAAGAUGCCAUUCGUGCAAUAUUAGUGUACAGUCAAAACGUAGAAGAACUUUUGAGGCGUAAGAAAGUCCACCGAGAAGUCAUAUUUAAGUACUUGGCAACGCAGGGGGUUAUUGUACCUCCAGCUACUGAAAAGCACAAUCUUAUUCAGCAUGCAAAGGAUUAUUGGAAAAAGCAGUCACAUCUGAAAUUGAAGGAGACACCAGAGCCAGUUAAGACAGAGGACAUUAGACUAUUUCAACAGCAGGAAAAAGAAGAUAAAAAAGCUGAAAAAGUUGAUUUUCAUCGAUUAGGAGAAGAAUUUUGUCACUGGUUCUUUGAACUUCUUAAUUCUCAGAAUCCUUUUCUGGGUCCACCUCAAGAUGAAUGGGGGCCACAGCACUUCUGGCACGAUGUCAAGCUUAGGUUUUAUUACAACACCUCUGAACAAAACGUGAUAGACUACUAUGGAGCAGAAAUUGUGAGCCUUCGUCUGCUGUCACUAGUGAAAGAAGAGUAUCUUUUUCUCAGUCCCAACCUAGAUUCCCAUGGACUGAAAUGUGCUUCUUCUCCCCAUGGUCUGGUUAUGGUUGGAGUUGCUGGGACUGUCCACCGAGGGAACACUUGUUUGGGCAUUUUUGAACAAAUUUUUGGACUCAUACGCUGCCCUUUUGUGGAAAAUACAUGGAAAAUCAAAUUUAUCAACUUGAGAAUUAUUGGAGAGGGUUCUCUUGCUCCUGGAACAUCAAUGAAACCAGCUGUUACAUUUGAACCUAGUGAUCUAGAGGCCUUUUAUAACGUAAUUAGUUUAUGUAGUACAAACGAAGUACAACUUAAUGUAAGGCAGACAUUGGAUAGUGGAACUGGAGACCAGGCUUUAAGCAGUGGAGAUGAGGCAUUGUUGAACAAAAGAGAACUGAAUUUACCCAACCCUCUAAAGCACUGAACAUUGUAUGUCAGUCUCAAAAACUUUCUAUACGAAAACUCCUCUAAAUACCCCAUCAGUAAUGUCUAAGUGAUUUCAGGUGUGAGGAUUGACAUUUUAGUUGAAAUAUCUGUCUUGAUAACAGACUGACAUACUAUGUGAAUACUUGACUCUUUCUACCUGAGUUGCAGCAAAUGUUCUAAGAGCUAAUGCAGUUCAUCAAAUAAAUCCCUUUUAGAUGGUAUAACUAACGGUGUGCCUUAGAAACCAGGUAAUACUUUCAUUUUACUUAGUGGAUAUUCUGCUAAUAUUUGUACUUUUCAUGUGGGAAAGGUUUAACGUAAACUCAAAGUUACCAUUUUAGAAAACUUGAGUGACAUUCUCACGCAAAAAGUCCAAUAAUUUAGCAGGUGGAGAAAAAUAUACUUUGCCUUUUUAAAAUUUGAGGAACAUUUUUCAGUUAUCUAUUAGUAGACCAAGCUAAAUAUCUUAAAAUCUGCAACAUUUUCUGAACUCUUUUGGGUAAUGAUAAAUGCUAUUCUCUAAACAGACCUAAUUCUUAUCUAAGGCUUCAGCUAAUAUUUUUAUAGAACAUUUAUUGUAAUACUAUAUAAAGGAAACAUACCAUUAAAAUUUUUUAAAAGGUAUGCCCAGUUCUAACUUAAAUGAAUUACUAUUUUCCUCUUGAUUGAUCUUGGAAGAGGUGACCAAAACCACCCCCAUCCAAAACAAAACACACACACACAGAUUUAUAAUGUGGGCGU